Messenger RNA from Dendroctonus ponderosae (mountain pine beetle), 1673 nucleotides. RefSeq names its product mitochondrial ribonuclease P catalytic subunit (gene mldr). Gene Ontology annotation, biological process: tRNA 5'-leader removal; mitochondrial tRNA 5'-end processing. Gene Ontology annotation, cellular component: mitochondrial ribonuclease P complex; mitochondrion. Lineage: Eukaryota; Metazoa; Arthropoda; Insecta; Coleoptera; Curculionidae. The record is from RefSeq and is a predicted model, not a curated record. The transcript is spliced from 6 exons. Bases 111 to 1655 code for a protein of 514 amino acids. Gene Ontology annotation, molecular function: protein binding; ribonuclease P activity.
UUACACGCUUCAAAUCCACUUCCGCAGCCGCGCGUCAGUUGUCGGUUGACGAACUCCUAACCUAGCUACUCAACAGCCUAACCUCAAUUAUCCCUAUUUUUGGAAAAGCUAUGUUUUUCCGCAAGCUGUCCGGCCGUUUGCUGCGUUGCGGCGCAGAUCGGGCCUACAGCUACUCCAAGACACCCUCAGCUUUCACCAGGGCCCCAAUUAGAACCACUCCUGAUGACCUGCUCAAAGGCGCACUGGAAACCGUAAAACCAGUGAAAGAGCAGGACUGGGAUCAACUGAAAAGCCUGGUGCUAAGCGCACAGCACCGGGGGAUGCUCCGGGACGACAACAUCGAUGGGAUGAUUAUGGUGACUAUUGCACAACUAAAAAGAAUAGACUUGGCGAAAAGUUACUUGGACUAUCUGAAAGCCAACGGAACCAAGCCCAACUUAGCAACCGCUGGACGAUACUUGUCCAUUUUGUACGAACAUCACAGGGACAAUAUCUCCAAGCCCAUUGAAAGCGAAAUAGUCGCCAUGUGCUCGGAAAUGCGGACAAACAACCCGAUUUUGGACUCGAAAACGUUAGACUUCAUAGUGCGGGCGCUGUCCUUGACAAAGGACUGGAGGAAAUGUCUUGAGUUUAUGAAGGAAAUUAAAUUAACCGGCUUCAUUUCCACUGCGACGUACAACGCGAUGGCGGCCGCAGCCUUUCGCAACACGGACGAAAAACUGGCCUGGAGCCUCCUGCGGGAAGCCCUUGAAUCUGAAAAGACCCUAAGCAGCACCCCAUUUCUUGCAUACCUGAAAACGCUGAAGCGACUGCGUAAGCGGGAAGACACCAUCAAGGGCCUCGAGAAGAUGUUCAAGUUUUUCAAAGAAAGCGAAAUCCCUUGCCACGAAGGCCUAGUGGACGACAUCAUCCAGUCUUUCAAGCUGGGCGAGAAAACCACAGUAACAUUUGCAGGAAAAUGCCGAUGCUGUGGAGCUAAGCUCGAUCAGAUGGAGCUAACUGAUGGGGAAUUCGCCGAUCUUAGGGCGCUGUUUUUCGCAAACGCCAUAGUGGGCAAAGACAUCUUCAUCAAGUCGAACCCAGAGGAAAUGGCUCGGUUUCAGGACUUUAUCGCCAACAUGGCCCCACACGAUGUGGUGCUGGAUGGACUGAAUGUGGCCUAUUCAAUUGGAGUGAAAUCUGGCGCUCAAUACCAAUCGAAACUCCUGGCCAAUGUUGUAUCGCACUUCCGAGAACAAAACAAGACUGUUUUGGUAUUGGGGCGCAUGCAUAUGAACCGUUGGCCGCGAGACAAAUGGGACUUCGUCAGAAGGAACGCCACGCUGUUUUUAACGCAAAAUAUUUCCCAGGACGAUCCCUAUCUGCUCUACUGCGCCCUCAAAUCCGGCAAGGAUACAAUAGUGGUGACCAGGGACCUGAUGCGCAACCACAGAUUCGUUCUUAAAGACCGCAAAUACAAGGUUUUGUUCAAUAGGUGGCUGACGCAAAGGCAGUACAUGCCUUUGAAUUGCCACUCGAGAAGGGUGACUUUCAAGAAACCCCCGGAUUUCAGCGCGAUCGCCCAGGAAAAGUGGCACGUCCCCUACACGCCGAAAACCGGGCCCCAAACGGACGAAUCCCAUCAUCAAACAUGGUUGUGCAUUGACUGCAGUUAAUAAAGCUAUCGAUCAAUA